AUGUCUCGGAAGUAUCUUCAAAUUAAGGAAGUUAAUGUCGACACUGAAUGUUGGACAGUGAUUAUUCAAGUUGUAGAAAAAAGCCACGUUCAGAUUGGUCGUUAUGGAAAAAGAGUGCCUUACCAAAAAUAUGUUUUCAUGGAUUCACAGGGAACAAUUGUAUCUGCAACUGUGUUUGGAUCUGCUCACAUUCAGUUCUCGGAUGAACACAUCAUGCAAUACAAAAGAUACUAUGUUUCUGGGGCAAAUGUGCAGUCAGCAAAUCCUCUGUAUCAAAUCAGUGACUAUGCUUUCACCUGGACAACACAAAAAGGCACACUGGUUGAAGAAUAUCCUGAAAAAUUACCGCCACAACUCCCAUGCAAACAUGCAGGAAUAUCAUGGGUGUUGUUGUUCAUGUAUUGCGGCGAAAAGAUGUUUCCUCAAAAUGAAUUUGCAAAAGAAAAAGGUGAACAAUUAGCAAGCACAUUGCCUACUGGUAACAUUAUUGUUGCAAUGAGGGUGAAGGUAACAACUUUUAAUCUGCUAUCAGUGAGAACAACUCACAUAAACACAAUGAUGAUAAAUCCUCCCAUGGCCGAAGUUAUUACUCUCAAGCAAUGGUACAUUGACCACAAAGAAGAAGUCAAUCAUCAGUUGGAACUGAAGGUCUAUAAAAACCCUGAGUUUCUCUUGCCGCCACCAAAUGAAUCAGAAAUUAUCUCUGUCCACUCAGCCUUAAAAAAUUUGCAAACUACAUCUUACUGGUUCACAGCUUGCCAUAAUUACAAAAAAGGUCUGCGUGCCCAAGUCGGAUGGAUAGUGAUAUGCCCUCAAUGCAAAGCAGAAGGACCAGUGGAACCUAGGUGUAGAUUUACACUAGGCAUUGAAGAUAACAUUGGGCUAAUACAAGCUGUUAUUAGUGGUCCAGAGGCUGAACAAUUGCUUCUAAUGACCACAGCCCAAAUCUGCUUGAACAAAAACCAGCUUGAAAAUGCCAUGGGGGUAGAAGCGAAUUUUGAAAAAAAGCAAAUCACCUGUUUCGUAAGACACUACAUCUCCGACUAUCAAGACAAAAACGAAUCAAGUUUUGUUGUUGUGGUUGUCUAUGUGAAUGAGGAUAAUGUUGAAGAUAUACUGCCUGUGGAUGAAACAAACACUUCUGUUCACCCACAUAGGCUCGACAAACAUGUCGCCAUAGAGGAGCAACUCACACAAACUGCACACACAGUUCUGGCCUCUAUACUUGAUACACCAUCACCGAUUGCACCUGAGAAACAAAACAGAAAAGGAGCAAAAAGAUCUAUCGACUUUGAUCUCCAACCAAGUGGAACAACUAAUACAGAAGAAAUUGAAGGUGAUGAUCCUGUACAUGGAUCAACAAGUGGACGUUCCACUAAACGGCAGAAAAAACAUGCAUGA
Molecule: messenger RNA, 1401 nt
Organism: Striga asiatica
Lineage: Eukaryota; Viridiplantae; Streptophyta; Magnoliopsida; Lamiales; Orobanchaceae
Source: the annotation of a GenBank genome assembly